Penicillium soppii is the source of this 624-nucleotide messenger RNA. RefSeq names its product HAT dimerization. The transcript has 5 exons. The record is from RefSeq and is a predicted model, not a curated record. Lineage: Eukaryota; Fungi; Ascomycota; Eurotiomycetes; Eurotiales; Aspergillaceae. Bases 1 to 624 code for a protein of 207 amino acids.
AUGCUUCGUCGUGCGAAACGCCUUAAAUGGCGGCAGGUCGACUACCUUCUGUAUAUCAUAGAGCCUUUCUACCGCUUUACCACAGUGCUUUCAAAGACUAAAGAAAUAACGGUAUAUCAUGUUUUUGGUAUUUAUAACGCCCUCUUCGAGCACUUCAAGGAAUCGAUCGCACGACUCACUCCGAAAACCAUACCUUGGAAGAAGGCGAUGCUACAAGCCCUUAAUGCUAGGAUGGUAAAGCUUUCAUCUUACUACACAAAGACGAAAGAGAUCUAUGUAAGGCGUGGGCUCCUUACGCCCAAAGACACACCUAGACACAAUCCCUACGAGGAGAGCAACCCCCCCUACCGUCACUUAGCUAGUAUAAGUGACCUAGACGCUCUCCUCGACCUUCGGCCUCACAUUCACUCCAAUCUAUCAACAUCAGAGCACGAACUCGCUAGAUAUCUUGAAAAGCUGCUGAGUGCGCGGAAGCGACAGAGAAGUGAGCUAGUCGACAGUGAAGAUGAGAGCAGUCCUCAUCUCCCUCUUUAUGGAGAUGAGAGUGGCACUCAAAGGCGCCCUGGGUUAAGAGAAGCAAGGAAGCGUGGCAAACCUAGUGAUGAUCAAUUUGUAUCGUAUUAG